This is a messenger RNA of Gymnodraco acuticeps, 4532 nucleotides long. It is a transcript of the gene dse, whose product is annotated as dermatan sulfate epimerase. Lineage: Eukaryota; Metazoa; Chordata; Actinopteri; Perciformes; Bathydraconidae. Gene Ontology annotation, molecular function: chondroitin-glucuronate 5-epimerase activity. The record is from RefSeq and is a predicted model, not a curated record.
CCACAGUCCCCUCUGAGACGAUGAGAACACACACCCGCGGGGCCCCCACAGUCUUCUUCAUAAGUCUGCUGUGGCCCCUGCUCGCCGUGCUGGACGUGGGGGCGGCGGCGGAAGUGGACCCCAGCGAAGGAAUCCCCUUCAUGGGGGGGAACUACAAUGGUCACCCCAUGCUGUACUUCAACCGGGGGGAGGUGGAGGAGCUGCAGUACGCGGCGGGGGGGACUCACAGCGACAUGGCGAGGAGGAUCCGUGAGGCGGGGGAGACCAUGCUGGAGCGCCCGGAGCUGUACCUGCCCCCCUGGAGCCCCGCCGAGUUCAGCGCCCGCUGGAACGAGCUGUACGGGAACAACCUGGGGGUGCUGUCCAUGUUCUGCCUGCUCUACCCCCACCGGGCGGGGGCCCUCGACCUCGCCAAGGACUACAUGGAGAGGAUGGCGGCUCAGCCUAGUUGGUUGGUGAAAGACGCCCCCUGGGACGAGGUUCCUUUGGCGCACUCUUUGGUGGGGUUCGCCACUGCCUACGACUUCCUGUACGAGUUCCUGAACAAGGGCCAGCAGGAGCGCUUCCUGCAGGUGAUCGGCAACGCGUCGCGCCUCAUGUACGAGAAGUCGUACGUCCGCGGGUGGGGCUUCCAGUACCUGCACAACCACCAGCCCACCAACUGUGUGGCGCUGCUCACAGGGAGCCUGGUCUACAUGACCCAAGGCUACCUGCAGGAGGCCUACCUGUGGACCAAGCAGGUGCUGUCCAUCAUGGAGAAGUCCAUGGUGCUGCUGCAGGACGUGACGGACGGCUCCCUGUAUGAGGGCGUGGCCUACGGGACCUACACCACCCGCUCCCUGUUCCAGUACAUGUUCCUGGUGCAGCGCCACUUCUCCAUCAGCCACUUCGACCACCCCUGGCUGCUGCAGCACUUCGCCUUCCUGUACCGAACCGUCCUGCCAGGAUUUCAGCGGACGGUGGCCAUUGCAGAUUCUCACUACAACUGGUUCUACGGGCCAGAGAGCCAGCUGGUCUUCUUGGACCGCUAUGUGUUGCGUAACGGCAGUGGAAACUGGCUGGCAGAUCUGAUCCAUCGAAACAGGGUGAUGGAGGGGCCGGGGCAGGCGGGGAAAGGCCAGCGAUGGUGUACCCUCCACACAGAGUUCAUCUGGUGAGACGCUCCACUUGGUAUGAUUCCAGGACUGUUUCCGAAGCCUCCAUCAGAUUUCGGAACAUCUCAACUUCCCUUUGAGGACUGGGGGGUGGUGACGUAUGGCAGCGCUCUACCUGCAGACACCAACCGCACCUUCUGUCCUUCAAGGCGUGGGAAGCUGGGGGGGCGGGCCAGUCUCGACAUCGUUCACAAGAACAAGUACAAGGAGUGGAUCAAAGGGUGGAGGAUUAACGCUGGCCACGAGCACCCUGAUCAGAACACUUUCACCUUUGUGCCCAACGGGGUCCCGUUCAUCACAGAGGCUCUGUAUGGACCCAAGUACACUCUGCUGAACAACGCGAUCUUGUUCAGCUCUGCUAUCCCAGGGAGCUGCUUCAAGCCGUGGGCUGGACAGGUGACAGAGGCUUGCGACUCCAAGUGGUUGAAGUACAAGGUUGGGGGCUUGGCGGCGGAUGCCCAGGGCAGAGUGGAGGCUGCCAUGGAGAGGCAGGGCAUGGUCUUCAUCCGAGGGGAGGGACAUUCCUCUUACAGUCCCGAGCUGAAGAUCAGGAGCUUCCAGAGGAACCUGCUCCUUCUCCACCCACAGCUCCUGCUCCUGGUGGACCACAUCCACCUGGACCCGGAUAGCCCCACCAGGGCGAUGAGUGCCUUCUUCCACAACACGGAGCUGCCAUUCCAGAGUACCAAGAUAGAUGGUGUUCAUGGAGCUUUCGUAUCCCACGGGGAGGAUAACUACAAGAUGUUCUGGAUGGAUGACACCGGCUACAGUAACAAAGGGGUGGUGGGUUACUGGAACUACCCUCGAGGCUACCCGUACAAUGGCUCCAACUAUGUGAACGUCACUAUGCCAUUGAGGUACCCUCACACUAGGGUUGCCUACAUUUUCUAUGGACCAGGCGUGGAUGUACAGAGCUUCAGCCUGCGUGGCGAUGACCAGAGGGUGGACAUCUACCUGUCCACCAAGGAGCACACCUACACCGUCUACCUGCUGACCGGAGAGGUCCCCAGCAAGCCCCUGUUCGCCAUGGUUCUGGUGCCGACCCACAAGAAGAUCCGUCUUCGAGAAGUCGUGCGGCGGCUGAGGAGGACAGCCUCCCCUGAGGAAGUGGAGGAAUACGUUAACGUGGUGGAGGACCAACCUUACAAGCACGUCAAGCCCGUCUUCCAGCAGAUGGAGAGACACAUCCUGGGACGGGUUCUCAACACCGCCAGCUUCAGAAAGACUGCAGAGCGCCUGCUCCAGUUCUCAGACAAGAAGAAGACGGAGGAGGUCAUAGAGAAGAUGUUUGCUAUGUCCAAACAGGGCAGGGUGAAAGGGGGGAGGAAAGUGAACCUUGGGGAGAAGCUGUCUGAGACUCUACCUGACAUUUUCGCACAGGUUGAGGUGAAUGAGAAGAAGGUGAGACAGAGGACUUCAAAGCGUACAUAUGAGGACAGUCCAGAGGAGGGGGAGGGCGACUCGCGGGCCUUUAUGGAUUAUACCGACGGUCGCAAAAACAGAAAGGGGGCUUUUGUCAAGGGCCGCAAAUUUAAGGAGGUUCACAUGGUGGCCACGAGGGGGAGCGAGGGUCUCUCCAGCACCGCCUCCUACAUCCGCCUCUUCCUCCUGCUGAACACGGCCACCUUCUUCCUGCUGCUGGCCGUGCUGCUGACUCGCUUCCAGAGGGGGCGCAGUCUGCACACGCAGAGAUGUUUCUACACGAUCCUUCUGAUCGACUGCUUCAUCCUGCUGUACCUCUACUCCUCCUGCUCUCACUCACAGUGUUAAUACACCACAGACCAAUGACCCCAGGCGGCCCCCCACACCCAGUCUGAGGCAGAUUUUAGAACACAAAAGGAUAGUUGUCAGCAUAGUGAACCUGGAAAUGUUGAGGGACCCAAAGUUUUAUGUUAGAAAUGUAUAGUAGGGGUCCCAGCACAUAGAAACUGCCGGAUGCUCACCUGCAUAUGUUCCAAAUCAGAAACGGCUUAUUGCCAGGUAGGUUCACACGUACGAGAAAUGUGACUAUUUGCACCAUUAGCAUAAAUAGCAUUAAUUAGCACAUGCAGACAAAAGCAACAAUUAUUUUGUUCUUUUAAAUGGCAGUUUUGAGUCCCCUAAAACUUUAAAAUGGGCCCAAAAUUCAUCAAAAUCAGCCCACCCGGAGUACAGUUAUUGCCACUUUCUGGUUAAAACUGCAAUAUUUGAUCCUGAAAAUGUCAGAAAUGGAUUCAACAUCCUCAAUAACCUCCAAAACCACUCAAACUGUCCUAGUCGGCCACCUGUGUUUAUAACUUGUGUCUGCAUAAUAUGCUAAUGAACACAACUUGUGUAAAUGCGUGUCUAUGCUAUGAGCGAACAGACGACAAUAAAACAUAUCUGAGAUUUCAAGAAAGAUUCUGAUAAUGAAAAUAUUUUCUAUUAAAAAAGUAUUGUACGAAUAAAGUUGUAAUUUUACAAUAAAAAAGUCCCAAUGUUUGAAAGAUAGCAUUAUAAGAUGAUCCUUGAAACCCUUAUCUCUUUGAUCAUAGUCACAGGCAGGAUGUCCGCUGCUACUCUUGGAACGAGUGAAGUAUAGCUUCUAUCUACGAGGACAGAGACUAAACCAUGACAUCAUGUCUUAUCUCAUAUGAGACUUUCUCUGGGAUUAGGACUAUUCUCUUUAUAUUAUGCUUUUUAUUCUCAUCACAUCAUGGCUUUUAUUCUCUUCACAUUAUGAUUAUUAUACUUUAUACUAUAAUGCUUUUUGUUUCUCAAUAUGAUUCUUCUUUGUAGCUUUCUAUACUUUAAACAAAAUGUUAUUAUGUCUUUUGCUAUCAUCAUAUUUUCUUUCUAGAAUUUACAACUUUAUUUUCCAAAUAAUAGUGAAUUAUAUAUAUAAUUAAUAUUUUGUAUAUAGCCUUAAAAUCACAAAUGAGCUUCAUUGGGCUUAAUUUGUAUACAAGUAUUUAAUUUGUGUAAAUUGUAAUGUAUAACAUUUGAACUGUUCAAACUGUUUCUAAAAUGAGGACGGCUUUAUUCUCAUCACAUCCUCAGCUUUCCCCCGGAGUUAUUCUUGAAAUCUCAGAUGUGUUUGUUUAUGGUUGAAAAGUGGUAAGAUCUACCUCACGGGUAUUCAGGAGAAACAGCUGAUUCCAAAUCAGAAUUGAUGAACACCGGGAUGAGACCAGACCUCCUCUGAUGUAAAAGCUUCUGUGGAGCUUCAGAACGAGUGUGUGUGAAGUGUGUGUGUGUGUGUGUGUGUCCGGUCUGUAUCAAAGGUUAGCCACUAUGAUGCAGGCGCCCCAUGUCCUGACGACAUAGUUCAUAGGAAAGCAUUGAAAUGUAUAUAUGUGAAAGCAAGAUAUAUUUUUAUGGUGUUUUUUUACCAUUUGUAAAUAAAAUUACCAAAUGCAU